Camellia sinensis is the source of this 780-nucleotide messenger RNA. The record is from RefSeq and is a predicted model, not a curated record. NCBI's taxonomy places the organism in Eukaryota, Viridiplantae, Streptophyta, Magnoliopsida, Ericales, Theaceae.
AUGUUGAGUUACUUUUUGUCUGCUGUCUAGUUUUCGUUGUUGUAUUGUGUCUCUCUGCGGGAAGGUAUGGCUUCCGAGCUCUGCAUCGAAAGGAACGAUUCCAAAUGGGAGAUUAGAGAUUCACCGGCGAAGAAGCAACGGUGCGAGGGUUACGCUUCCCCACCACCUCCACCAUCACCAUCAGCGCUUUGUUCAUCAGCAGAAGAAGAAAAAGAAGACCCUAGAUCUAAAAUCGUAUUCUAUAACUACGAUGAUGAUUCAGAUGUGGAAGAUGAUAGUGAUGGAAUGCAUGAGUUUACUAAUAAGGAAUUCCAAGAGUAUGAUAGACAGUUAACCCAAAGUGAUGGCUUUGAUGUCAUGCACUUCCCACGCUCGUUUGGGUUUGGUGGAACAUCGCCGGUUUUUAACCUGGAUGAGAUUGCCGACGAUCUCAAAACUUUUGCGGAAUUAGCGCUUAAGCAAUACAAUGACAAAGAGUUUAAGAAUCUGGAGUUUGGGAAGGUUAUGAAGGCAAACUGGGGUUUAUGUGUAGGGUUUAAGUAUUAUAUUACCUUUGAUGUUAAGGAUGUUGAUGUUGUUGAUGGUGGUACUAUGGAAUUUGAAGCUUGUGUUUGGGAUGGGAUCGGCCAUACUGACAGUUUUGUCGAGUUACCUCCCUUUGUGCUGCAUUUCAAUGAGUUGUGGCAAGUUGCCCUCUACUCAUCUAGCAAGAUUGGAAAGUGGGACGAAAUAUCGGAGUUUGAAAUUAUGUUCAUAGGGGAGGAAAUACGCCAAGGAUGA